AUGCUGCCAGCAGCUCCCAGCUGCUGCGUCCUCUCCCGCCCCCGCCUGGGAGCAGCAAACGCCCUCAUGGGCCGUUUUGCUGCGCGCCACCGCCGCUUCUUGACCCCGAGGGCCUUCACCAGCAGCUCUAUCGGCCCUGCAGCAGCAGCUGCUGCUUCUGCUGCUCCCUACGCGCCCGAUCGCCACCCCGCCUCUGACAAGCACCAAGCAGCAGCAGCAGCAGCAGCAGCAGCAGGCACUCCGCGCAGGGAGCACGUCGUGGUCUUGGGCACCGGCUGGGCCGCCGUGAGCUUCGUCCGAAACCUGGACCCGAACAAGUUCGAAGUGACGGUCAUUUCGCCUCGAAAUUAUUUCACCUUCACUCCGCUGCUUCCCAGCGUCUGCGCCGGCACCCUCACCCCCCUCAGCUGCAUUGAGCCCAUCAGGGGCUUCUCCCGAGACCGCAACGGCCGCCGCCUUUUGAACUUCUACGAGGCGCACGCGACGGACAUUGAUUUUGAAAACAAGAGAGUUUCGUGCGCGAGCCGCACCUCGAGCUUCAAAGUGGACUACGACAAGCUGGUGCUGGCAGUGGGAACGGAUCCCAACACCUUCGGAGUUCCCGGAGUUGAAGAAAAUUGUUUUUUUCUCAAAGAAGUGGAACAUGCAGUUCAAAUUCGAAAACGCGUUAUGGCCAACUUCGAAACUGCUGCGCUCCCGACAACAUCGCAGCAAGAGAGGGAGCGGCUGCUGCACUUCGUGGUGGUUGGGGGGGGCCCCACAGGUGUAGAGACAGCAGCAGAGUUUGCAGACUUUAUAAGAGAAGACAUGAAGCGCAUUUUCCCUGAACUGAUGCCCCACGUUGCAAUAACCCUGGUGGAGGGGGGCCCCCGGCUGCUGCCAACAUAUGCCCCAGAAAUCAGCAGCUACGCGCAGCAAGUGCUGCAGGAAACCCUGAAAGUGCGGCUGCUGCUGCAGCACCAAGUUGUUGCUGUUGGCGAGAAAACCCUCACCUGCAAGAGACUCAGCGGCGGCAGCAGGCAGCAGCAGGAGCAGCAGGAGCAGCAGCAGCAAAACAAUGAAGAAAAAGUAAUUCAGCAGGGCUUCGUGCUGUGGGCCAGCGGCGUGGGCCAAGUGCCUCUGGUGCGCAAGCUGCUGCAGGAGCGGCUGCCGCCCCCCCCCAGCAGCAGCAGCAGCAGCAGCAGCAGCAGCAGGGGGGGCCUCAGGGCCCUUCCUGUAGAUGAACACUUGAGGGUUUAUGGUGCUGCUGGCGUUUUUGCUGCUGGCGACUGCGCGCUGCUGCUGCCGCGGCGUUUAGCUGCUGAGACGGAUGCGCUGUGGACUGCUGCUGGCAGCUGCGACGUGAGCCUGUCUUGGCUGCAGCAGCAGCUGCCGCGGCUGCAGCAGCAAUAUCCCCAAUUGAAUCCUCUGAAGUUUGAUUUGAAAAAAGAAAAGGAUGAAGGGCCUUUAACGAAGCAGCAGCUGCAGCAAUUGCUGGAGCGCAUAGACGCAGCCUACCGGCCCCCCGCGCCCACGGCUCAGAACGCGCGGCAGGCGGGAAUUUAUUUGGCGCGGAAGUUCAACUUGGGUGGGGGCCCCGCGUUUAGCGAGGAGUGGAAGGGUUCUUUGGCGUAUGUCGGUAACCACAACGCGGUGGCGCAGCUGCCAGGGUAUAUUGUCACUGGAGGUUUCUUCUCCUUGCCUCUGUGGAAGGCCGUGUACGUGCAGAUGCAGCUGACGUGGCGCAUCCGUUUGAUCUGCUGCUUUGACUGGCUGCGGACUCUUUUUGCUGGGCGAGAUGUGGGACGGGAGCACAGCUAUUACAAAUAG
This is a messenger RNA of Eimeria tenella, 1809 nucleotides long. RefSeq names its product pyridine nucleotide-disulfide oxidoreductase, putative. NCBI's taxonomy places the organism in Eukaryota, Apicomplexa, Conoidasida, Eucoccidiorida, Eimeriidae. The record is from RefSeq and is a predicted model, not a curated record. The transcript is spliced from 11 exons. Gene Ontology annotation, molecular function: NADH dehydrogenase activity. Bases 1 to 1809 code for a protein of 602 amino acids.